GGGAGGACUGAAGCCUGGGAUCUAUGAGCAGAAAGUGGCGGCGGGCAGCUGGUCUUUGGAUUUUAUUGUUUUGUGUUGUCGGUCGAAGCGGUUUCCGGGGCCCCGGGAAUUUGCUGUGGAGUUGUGCUCGGGAGGGUGGUCAGUGCGGGUACACAGAUACCUCUGGCCCGAACCGGACCAGCUCUCCACCGCGGAGAAGACUUCGAGCGAAGCCGGGGAUGGAGUGAGGGUCGGGCUGGGCCCCCGAACCGCCGAGACUCGGCUGUGGCCCGAUGGCUGCGGUGAAUUAUUCUCCUCCCUGGUGGGUGACCCUCCUGCACCGUCUCCCCCAUCUCAACAUCCAACUGGAGACGGUCAGCAGCGAGUUCCAGCCUGAAGACAGGCAGUACCAGGAGUCACUUUUGCUGUUGGGUGGAGUUGCGCUGGUCUGCCUUUCCCUCAACCUCCUUUUCCUUCUCUUCUAUUCCUUUUGGCUGUGUUGUCGGAGGAAGAAUGAAGAUCAGCCAAACGCAGACUGCUGCUGUACAGCAUGGUGCGUCAUCAUUGCAACACUUGUGUGCAGUGCAGGAAUAGCUGUUGGUUUCUAUGGAAAUGGUGAGACCAGUGAUGGAAUUUUCAGACUUGCCUACUCGAUGAGACAUGCGAACCGCACUAUAACAGGAAUUGAUUACCUCGUUUCUGAGAGUACUCAUGAUCUGAAUCGGACGGUGGAUGGAAGCCUAAAUACCUUGGAGGAUUUGUUUACAAAGGAACCACGAUAUUUGGAGAGAGUGCAGAAGUCAAAACGUCUGCUUGGAGACCUUGUUAGACAGCUAACUGGAAUUCCAUUUUGGGAGAAGAAUGCUGUAUCACUGGAAGAGCUGGCUGUCUUUGUUGAGUUGUAUGACUAUUACAGAUGGUUGGGAUAUCUUGGCCUGCUACUUUUUGAUGUUCUUAUCUGUCUGCUGGUGCUGUUUGGACUAAUCCGAAACUCAAAGGGAAUCCUCAUUUGUGCGGCACUGCUGGGAGUGCUCACCUUAAUUAUCAGCUGGAGUUCACUUGGUCUGGAACUGGCAGUGUCAGUGGGUUCCAGUGACUUCUGUGUGUCUCCUGAAGCAUAUAUCUCCAAAAUGGCGGAUGAACAUGGUCUUAUUGCUAAAGAGGUUUUAAAUUACUACCUGGUAUGCAACAUUGGAUACCCAAACCCCUUUCAACAGAAACUCUCUAGCAGCCAUAAAGCCCUAGUGGAGAUACAGGACCACAUAUCGGAGCUUCUAAAGUCGGCUGUGCGCGAGUUUCCAUCCUCUCGUGAGUAUCUGGACCGAACUCAAAUAGUAUUGAAUUCAACAGAGACCACUCUGCAACAGUUGACAGCUUUGGUUGAUUGCCGUAGUCUUCACAUGGAUUAUGUGCAGGCUCUGACAGGACUGUGCUAUGAUGGUGUGGAGGGCCUAAUUUAUUUGGUUUUAUUCUCAUUUGUAACUGCACUGAUGCUAAGUUCAAUUGUCUGCAGUGUUCCUCAUACCUGGAAGCAGAGCAAGAGUCAUGUUGACGAUGAUGGCGACGAAGAUAUUGUGAGCCCACAAGGAAACCGGCAGCAGCAUGACAACCUGUACAGAGUUCACAUGCCCAGCCUGUACAGCUGUGGGAGUAGUUUUGGUAGUGAGACCAGUAUUCCUGCUGCAGCACAUACGGUCAGCAAUGCUCCUGUUACAGAAUACAUGAGCCAGAACACAACUUACCAGAAUCCCCGUUGUGAGAACACACCUCUGAUUGGCAGAGAAUCUCCUCCUCCCUCUCUAUAUUUGGCUGCUCUGGACAAUGGCAGCCAUCUGAGCUGGCAGCCAAAGAACCACAACAGUGCGAGAACGAACUCUUACUGGUAAAGAAGGCAGCAAACCAGAACAGUACUCGAACAGCAUGAGAGCCAAAUACCUCGCCACAAACAGGCCUGAAACCAACAGCAUCCACUAAGACUUGAGGAGAAAAGGAAAAAACUGGAACUUCCGCAUGUCCAAUGCCACUAAUACAGUUUUACUAAUUUAAUGAGAACAGCACUAUUCUAUCAGUUGUACAGCAAAAGUAGAUUAGUGGUUACUAGGAAUGAAUAAUUUUGCCAAACUAAAUUGUGGUAAGACUGCAUAGGAGAUGUGUACCGUCAGAUUUGUAGAUGCUGCACAACCUUAUCAGUCCCAAUAUUGCAUUUUACAUCAUUCCAGUUUGCUUCAAUUUAAGGUUCUCUCAUUUCUAUAUUGCAACAGGGAUGCCAGGGUACAUAGGUGCACCAGUCUAUCACCAUGAACAAAACCACAAUAAACUGUGUCAGGUUGUUUUCACGUUGUAAUAAUUGUAAAGCGCACCAAUCGCUGUAGAUCAAUAAACAAUAAUUCAGAACAAGACAAUGUUUUUAUUUAUCUGGAUAAGUUCCCAAGAGGAUAUGCCAACAUAUUAACAGAAGCAAUGAUGAUAUUAAUUGUUUGUGAUUGCCAAAAGUGCAAAGUAUUGUGGCGUCCCUAAGAUUUUGAAAGAGGAAUGUGGAGAGACAUUACAGAAUUAAUGGUGAAGCCUGUGGUCUUUUAGGUUCAAUGUGGUUGUAGUAUUACUUCUAACCACUUUUAAGUUGAAAUAGUAGGGGCGAUACCUGUGAAGAGGGUAUUUAUUACCACAGGGAGUUGUGCAAAAUAUUGGGAAAAUGCACUAAAUCACCUCUGAAAACCAGCAAAAUGUAGGUCACUGAUCAGUAAUCAACAUGGCUAAUCUGAUUUUUGUUAUCACUGAAAAUGCAUGUCUUCUGGAUUAGAAACUGUUUCUAAUCUUUGAAAAAAAUCAGAUCAAGAAAUUUCCCGUUCUGGCAAGUGCAUGUUUUCAGUAUUUUUUGAUAAGUAUUUUAAUCUGUUGCACAUAAGAUCCUUCAGUACUCUUUUGUUUUAAUUUUGUUCUUUUUUAAUUGUAUUGCAGUAGACGCAGUACCUGUAGUUUAGCUACUGUUUUUAUUAGUUGUAUUAAAGGUGCAAUUUCUUGUGCUUUAACUUGCACAGGCAUUUUUUAUACAUCAGUUUAUCUGAUUUUAAUUGGCUCAAAGUUGUACAUUGCUGGGAACAGAUCAAUGCAUCUAACCACAUGACGAUGAAGCACCUUUGCAGAUUAUAGAAUAGCUGCAUUUCCUCUAAGUCUCAGUUUUGUGGAAUAUUACAAGGUUUAAGUAGUACUGUAUGAUAACAAGAAUUGAAUUAUUUACUUUUACUGGAUAAAUUAUAGCCUUUAAAAUUUUUCCUCACUACUUAUUGUAGUCUUGGAGGGGAGCGGGGGAAGAGUAACCACGAGCCUGAAUCAUGACAAUCCACCGUUCGGUGAUUCUGCUGAUGUUUAACGAUGGUGCUGUUUAACAAUCUAAUCAGCUGCUUAAAGAACACAGUGUGGCAAUUCUGUCAUUCAGAUUCAGAAUGAAACAUUCCAACUUUGAUUUUGGUUGAUUUUGUGUAGUGUCAAAAGGAAUUAAAAUGCUCAAAGUUUAGAUAAGGAUUCGAACUUCUGGAAGAUUCUUUCAGAAAAAUAAAUUAUUUUCUACUUCAAUGUUCUUGACAGCUGAGCAAUAACAUGCCACAGAUUUCACUUAAACCUGAAUGAAACAUUCCAAAUGUCUAACCUCUGAACCAAUUAUAUGUUUAGUAUGUUCUUGUGCAAAGUAUUCAAAAUGUGAAUUAAUUUUAAUGAUACCACAGCUACAGGAAGAUUUGGUUUUUCUCCUAACAUUUAGAUAUUAAAUCUAAAGAGUAAUCUAUACUUGGAGACGAGAGUGCUGCUGUUAGAUUUCCAGAAUCUCGUGGAUUAAAUUCUGAGAAAAAAAAACAAAUUGGGAACAUUUAUUGUGUACGCUAGAAUGAAUAAUUUGAAUGUUGAUAUCUUAAAAUCCUUUUUUGGGAAGAAUUGUUCGAUAACCUGCAACAAAUUUAACCAUGUUUAACCACUUGAUAUCCAGUUCUAUUACUUUUUGCUUGCAGUCUUGAUCAUGCUUACCAAAGUGGAGCAUUUCUAAUGUAGAUUUGAAACAUCUAGUGAUUUGUUAUCCACCAAAGUGAAAUCUGGAAUUGAAAUUCAUGAAACUUGUCCAAGUUAUUGAAGUACAGACAUUAGUUUUCACUGCAGUAAAUCUUGUGUUUUACAUCAUCACCUGCUUUGGUUUCCAUAGCCUUUCCUCCAGUUCUAUGAUGAGGCAUUGCUUUGCCCAGCUACGAAUGACCAAUGUUGUCCUAAAUAGGUCUCUGCUUUGCAGUCUGAUUCAGCUUUUCAGAAACUGAACGGUUAUGCACAAACGUUUGCUACAACACUGACACUUGUCCUGAAUUAGAGUGACGCACCCUGAAAUUGUGCUUCAAAAAAUAAACUGAGCCACAUUCUGCAGCAGCAAAAUAGAGUUCUUCACUAUAAAAGCAAUGUCUAAAUUUCACUACAGAUAAAUAUAAAACAAAACUCACAAGAAAUAUAUUAGUUGUAUAUUACUUGGAAGUUGGGGAAGGGAAUUAUGAAGAAUGAGCUUGAAUUCGGUGUAUACUGGGAUUUAUAAAGUUUUCUUUGUGUUUUGGAAAUUUUGUCCAUUGAGCAACAUACUGGACAGGUUUUCCACUUCAUUCAGCUGAGCCUGACUUGUUCUCUGCAGGAUAAUCAAGAGAAGAUUGGUGUAUUCAACUGCAAGUAUGCACUUGUUCUUGACCGUUUUCAGAAGCACAAUCUUGCUUUAAUUCUGUGAAGCGCGGGUUUCCACAGUUUAUCUUUUUACACCUUGGAAAGCACAUACCAACCAUGCAACCUUGAAAAUGUGAAUGCUGGAGACACUUGGGUGUAAACAUUGACCAUCAACCUGGACCUUGUGGUGAUUGUAAGAUAUUUGCUGUGAAUUUCCUAAGCAUUGCAGGUUUAACCUUGUAGUGCCAUACUCUUUAUGUAGUACUUAAUGUGUAUUCUUGCUAGCAUGGGGACUCAAAUUCUGAUAGAUGUUUGAAUUUCCAACCAGCAUUUCAUUUUGCCAAGUACAAUUUCAAAUGAACAUGUUAAUUUGUGACUGUGGCUAAUUGAAAUUUCGAACAAAAUUCAUAAGAUAUGUGGCUGUUUGCCCUGCAUUUAAAUAUAUUUUGUCACUAACUAACUGUUCAAAAAAUGAGUGGAAAAUAAUAGGUUUGCUAGUAAAAGGAUCUAUUUUCAAAAGGCCUUAAGGUUGACUGCUGAUAUGAGAUUGGAAUUGGUGUAGCCAAAGAAGGCUUGGGUAAUUUGAUAUUGGCUUUGUUUUUACAAGGUUGCAGAGUGACAUGAUGUGCCUUUAUUGGGUGAUGUUUUGCUCACUAGCUACAUUGAAUGUUAAACCUGCCAUUACAGCAAUGAUGGAAUUGUUACAUUUAGUACAAAGUGAUGAUUGCACAGAAGUUGAUUAAUUUUUAAGCUUAAGCGUAAAAGCUUUGUCCCAGUGCAGCCACAGUUCAGCCCAUUCAAUUUUUCCCACCUUUCCCCUGCCCAGCAAUGCUCUUUUGUUUACACUAAACUUUCUUUUUAAAAGAGGCUUUUUUUUUGUUUCAAUCUAGCUCUUUAGUUUCAUUUAGUCCAACAAAAAAAAAUUAUCUAGAAUUUGCUUUCACAUAUUGGUAAAUUACAUCUGAAAUAAUUGGAAAAUGCUGGUGGGUGAAACUUAACAAUUUGAGUCCUGUAUAAUCGAUUUAGUUACAUUGUGAAUCAGAGUUACUCUGUUGUAUUAGUGUGACAAUCCUUAAAUGUUUUAAUAGAAAUUUUAUCAUUUGUAGAAAGGUAUAUCCGUGAAUGAAUAUCUCUUGCACGAACAAUGGGGCAUUGAUUGGUGAAACGUAAUUUGCCUUUUAAUGCAAUUUUUUAACCAUUUCAGACUAUUUGUUGUGUAACAUACAGCUUUAACUUUUACUUAAUAUGUAACUUAAAAUCAGUAAUUGUAGUAUUUAGCACUAGUGUAGUUUUGUGGAGCCUGUUUUUAAAACAGCAUUUUCGUUAAGAAAAAUGAUUGAAUGAUCCUGUGUACUAUUGCUCUUUUUAUUAUUUUUGCUAAAAAUUGCUCCAGCUCUUAAUAGAUUUAUAACAUUUAAAAAAAAAUAAAAUCUUUUCUUUCCAAUGAGUAAAAUGUUGUAAAUGUCAAACCUGUGGUUUUCAUGAGCUUGACCUCAAUGUUUUCAAAA
Molecule: messenger RNA, 6170 nt
Organism: Hemiscyllium ocellatum (epaulette shark)
Lineage: Eukaryota; Metazoa; Chordata; Chondrichthyes; Orectolobiformes; Hemiscylliidae
Product: protein tweety homolog 3-like
Exons: 15
Coding region: 273-1865 (530 amino acids)
Cellular component (GO): plasma membrane
Molecular function (GO): volume-sensitive chloride channel activity; intracellularly calcium-gated chloride channel activity
Source: RefSeq, a predicted model, not a curated record